AUGAGAACUAUACAGAUUACUACAGGUGGUCCAAGUAUAACACAUCUAGCCUUUGCAGAUGAUAUGAUACUCUUCGCAUCAGGUAAACCAUCAGAUAUAAGAAAAGUUAUGAAAAUUCUGACAGUUUAUGAGGAUGUUUCAGGUCAACAAGUUAACAAGCUUAAAAGUUGUGUGGCAAUGGCACCAAAAGCAAGUGUAGAGUUGAUUCAUAGAACAAGACAUCUGACAGGAUUGCACAGAAAGGACUGGCCUAUCAAAUGUCUUGGUUGUCCACUCUUUGUGGGAAGGAUGAAAAUCAUUUAUUUCUCAGAAAUGGUCCAUAAUAUUACAAAGAGAAUUCAUACUUGGCAUGCUAGAUUUCUGUCUAAGGGAGGAAAAAUAGUUUUAAUCAAACAUGUUUUGCUUGCAAUGCCAGUGCACUUGUUGGCUGCAAUGAAACCACCUAAGGCACCUUUGAGCAAUUAG
Molecule: messenger RNA, 465 nt
Organism: Lycium ferocissimum
Lineage: Eukaryota; Viridiplantae; Streptophyta; Magnoliopsida; Solanales; Solanaceae
Exons: 1
Coding region: 1-465 (154 amino acids)
Source: RefSeq, a predicted model, not a curated record